Messenger RNA from Salvia miltiorrhiza (redroot sage), 1765 nucleotides. RefSeq names its product dof zinc finger protein DOF1.5. The transcript has a single exon. Gene Ontology annotation, molecular function: DNA-binding transcription factor activity; DNA binding. The coding region runs from base 1276 to 1677 and encodes 133 amino acids. Lineage: Eukaryota; Viridiplantae; Streptophyta; Magnoliopsida; Lamiales; Lamiaceae. The record is from RefSeq and is a predicted model, not a curated record. Gene Ontology annotation, biological process: regulation of DNA-templated transcription.
CAGUGUCCGAUUCCGACAUAGGGAGAGAGGAAUACAAAUGGGAAUUUUUUUGAAACAAGUUGGCCAAAACCCAAAGCGUUGGCUAUUUUUCAGUUGACUUGGAAAUCUAAGAAUUUCAUUGACUCCUUAAAAGUACAACAGCUGUAAUUGGCAUUGCACUAGAAUGGGGAAUUUUUCUUACUUUUUUUUUUAAGAAAGCAACGACUAUUAAAUCAAAUCACGAUGUACAAUAUCUGUAAGCCAGAUUGGAAAAAUCCGACUUCCAGAUCAUUACACCAUUCGACCAAGCGGCGAAAUUCGCUAAAGCAUGAGCGACACGAUUUGCCUCUCUGCGAGCAUGACAAAACUCGAUAACAAUCCUAUCCUUCAAACGGACGAAGGCCUCAAACAACUCGUCACUCAAGGAGUCCAUACCUCGAAAGUCCUCUUGCAAGACGUGCACCGCAAUAAGAGAAUCCGUGAACGCCAUCACAGGACCCAAAUCAUUCUCAAGACAGAAGCCAACUCCAAGCAUCAAAGUAUGCAAUUCACCCAUCAGCGUGGUCUCGGUGCAGCCAACCUAACGCGCCACUGCUGCGAGAAUAACCCCAGCCGAGUCUCUGAUCAGGAAGUCAACCCCAACUGAACUGCCACCAUCGUGAACAGAGACGUCAACGUCAAGGCGCAGAGUGCCGCGACGAGGAGGAAUCCUUGCAUCUAUUUUAUAAAUAUUUUAAUUAAAGAUUAUAUGUAGAUUGAGGGUAAAAAAAAAAAAGGAAAAUUAACGACGGGCAUCUUAACUCUUAAGACAUAUUAAUUGAAUUAAUUAUAUAUAUACCCAAAAGAAAAGGAAAGAAAAAGAGGAAGAAAGUGGGGGAAAGAAAGAGUAAGUGCAUUUGAUGUUAAUUAUUCAAAUGAAAAGAAACUUUUGGGCUUUAUCCCUUUAAUCUUUAUCUUUAUGCUCCCACUUUGCACUCAACAUACCUGGCCCUGGGACCCACUUUCCUGGUUUUCAAACUAAACAAGAUCAUGACAUGGACAAAAAGUCGAGCAUCAACUUUUUCACUUCUAAUUGGCUACUGCAUCAUUUAUUAAUUACACUGAUCGUAUAUAUAUACAUAUUCUAUACAACUACAACAAUAUUUUCAUUACAUAAAAUCCUAUACUUGACAAGUCAAAACUCGUUACAUCAUAUACCCUUAAAUACUUGUUCAUCACACCAAAUUACUUCUGCAAUUAAAUCUAAUCCCCUCUCUCUCUCUGUCUCUCUCUUUUCUGUUUCUCUCUCUUCUUCGUAUGGCGGAGGUGGAGGAGACAAGCAUAUCGGGGAUCAAGUUGUUCGGCACAACGAUUCCAAUCAACAAGGAAAGAUCAUCAGAAGCGAAGGAUGGUGGAGAAUCAACGGAGGAUGAUCGGACGGCGGAGAAGAGGGCGGCGGAGAAGAUCAUCCGGUGCCCGAGGUGCAAGAGCAUGGAGACCAAGUUUUGUUACUUCAACAACUACAAUGUUAAUCAGCCCCGACACUUCUGUCGGGGCUGCCAGAGGUACUGGACCGCCGGCGGGGCUCUCCGCAACGUGCCCGUCGGCGCAGGCCGCCGCAAAAAUAAGCCGCCCGCGCCGGAGGGCUGCUUCUUCCACGGCGACUGGCCGCCGCCGCCCAAGAGGAGGAGAUGCGAUCCCAAUGCUCAAAGUUGCUGAAAUAUCCGCCUUCUUGUCUUCUAGUUAAUUCAACAACAAAUUUAAUCGUAAAAAAGAAAGGGAAUAUAUAUAAAAUGUUCAUUUUCUA